CACUGAUUAAAGUUAAGGGGUUCGCUGCAUGACGACGCAGGCACAAUUCCUUCUGAUCUGAACGACAAAAGUGUCCACUUACAUAGUUCAACAUUUAAAAUGGUGAAACUCAGAGGAGGAAUUCUUUAUUUCUCCGUUCUCAUAAGCAUCUGGUAUAUGCUCAUGUUAAGCAAUAGUUUGCUGAUUGUUGCCCAUCCUCUCGACCCAUUGACCUCAGAGGAAAUCCAAAAGGCUGUCAGUCUAACCGAGAAGUCUAAAGAAAGUCCUGAUAUCAGCUACAUUUACAACUAUAUUGCACUUAAGGAGCCACCAAAGGCGUUGAUGCUCUCGUAUUUUCGAAGUGACACCGAGCCACCUACACACGUGUAUCCACGCAAGGCUUUCCUCAUGCUGAUAGAAAAUUCGACAUACAAUGUUCACGAGGUUGUCGUGAAUUUAAAUGCAAACCGCAUUGAAAGCAAAAUUAGAGUUUACGGCGUUAGGCCAAUGUUUUACAUAGGUGGGGUUCCUCUACCUACCGAAAGCAUAAAAUCUGACGCUCGAGUCCAAGAAAAAUGCGCAAAAUUAGGAUAUCCGAAUAUGACAUUGGUAGUAGUUUCUCAAGCUUACGACAUUGUCACUGAUAAUCGCGGAGACAAGUUAUCUUUCUUCCUUUUGAAUGGUCUGAAUUUCAAAAUGGAUAAUCCAUACGCUCAUCCCCUGGAUUUCUUUGUUGCGUAUGACUUAACCACUAAAUCGAUACUCAAGAUUCAAGAUUUGCCCACACAUGACGAUUUUAGUGUAAACAACGAAGGAAAUACUGCGCCCAAAAUGGAAGGCAACUAUGAUUACACUCUGAGAGGCGGAAAAGCAUUCCUUCGUCAUGAUGACAAACCAAUCUUGGUCAGUUCUCCUGAAGGCGUUUCCUACAAAAUAAGAGGCAACGAAAUUCAAUGGCAAAAAUGGAAAAUGCGUGUUGGAUUCAAUGGACGAGAAGGACUAAUACUUUACACUGUAAAUUAUAAUGAUGGCGGUACGCGAAGGCCAAUUUUAUACCGCGCCAGUUUGGCUGAAAUGUUUGUUCCUUACGGCGAUCCUAGACCUCCCUAUCACGUCAAAGUUUGGUUUGAUAUAGGGAAAUACGGCGUUGGUUACACUGCGGCAGAACAAAGAAAUGGCGAAGAUGUUCUGGGGUCGGCGGCUUUCUUUGACAGCAUCCUUCACGACGCGUAUGGGAACCCGAUGAGAUACAAAAACGUGUUCAGCGUAAGGGAAGAAGAAGCCGGGAUUUUGUGGAAGCAUGUCGACUUCAGGACGAAGGAGGGCUUUGUCGUUCGCUCUCAUCGGCUAGUCCUAUCCACAAUCGCCACCGUGGGAAAUUAUGACUACGGGUUUAACUGGGAAUUUUACCAGGACGGUUCAAUUCAAUUCGUGGCACAGCUCACAGGAAUUGUUAGCACGAAUAUGAUGGCGGUAAAUGCAACUCCUGCAGGACAUGGUACUACGAUGGCGCCACAGGUCAAUGCCCAGUACCACCAACAUUUCUUCACCGCCCGUCUCGACAUGGAUGUAGACGGAGACGCCAACUCCGUGUCAACGCUGGAUAUUAAACCCGUUCAGGGAAAUUCAGGUUCAGCCACCAAUCCAUACGGUCAAGGGUUCACAACUUCCCAAACGGUACUGCAAACUGUGGGAGAAGGCAGGACAACCAUCGAUCCUCUCAAAGGUCGCACCUGGGUAGUCACGAAUCCAAACAGUCCACAUAAAGUGACCAACAAACCUGUCGGGUGGAAGCUGAUGCCGCACAGUUAUCCGCCUGUCCUCAUGAAGGCGGACAGCCCAAUGAGAAAGAAUGCCGGAUUCAUGGCCUACGACAUGUGGGUCACGCUUCAAAAUGACGAUCAAUUGUAUCCUGGCGGCUUCUACUUAAAUAAUAGCGGUCUCCCAGAGUGGGUUCGUGAUAAGCUAGGAGAAACCAUUGAAAAUAAGGACAUUGUUCUUUGGCACAAUUUUGGCUUGACUCACAUUACAAGGGUAGAAGAUUACCCAAUCAUGCCAGUAGAAACAACUGGAUUCUGGCUCAAACCGUUCAAUUUUUUUAAAGAAAACCCAAGCAUUGAUGUGCCUCCUGCAGGGUCCCAAAACUAGAUCCAAUUUUCAACUAAAAUUUAUAUCGGG
Folsomia candida is the source of this 2157-nucleotide messenger RNA. Its product is annotated as copper amine oxidase 1-like. Bases 100 to 2127 code for a protein of 675 amino acids. NCBI's taxonomy places the organism in Eukaryota, Metazoa, Arthropoda, Collembola, Entomobryomorpha, Isotomidae. Gene Ontology annotation, molecular function: primary methylamine oxidase activity; quinone binding; copper ion binding. The record is from RefSeq and is a predicted model, not a curated record. Gene Ontology annotation, biological process: amine metabolic process. The transcript has 9 exons.